CAAGCCAGCUGCAGCCUCCUCCUGACUUCCAACUUUCCCAUCCAUCCAUCUCUGCCCUUUUUCUUCUCAACAGCGCCCGGCUCAGGUCGGCGAUCCCCAGAACCCAAGACUGUGUGUAGCACGACGACAUUCCAUUCAUUUUUUACUGGUAUCACAGCAGCUACCGGCGGCCAGGGACCAUACGAGCACGUUAUUUGACGAAAAAAGAAACAUCGACAACCUGCACCACCACACACCGCGGCGGCCCGACAAACAUGGAUCCCGGGAGACAAGCAAUGAUCAACGGCUGGAAGUCGCCACUUCAGGGCGACAGGGACGCCAGAGACCGAAGAGUAGCGGGAGGAGGAAGAGCCGGGGACAGAGAGAGGGACAGAGACAUCACGGGUCCUCGAUUCGACUCGUCCAACCGUAUUUCCAAAACACACCGCCCGCCGCCUUCCAAGAGCACCGGGGCAAACAGUGCUGCUGCUGCUGCUGCUGCUUCUGGACGGUACCUGACCCAAGACCAGCAGUCCGAGCAGUUCGUAGCAGACGAGGACAAGUUCGUCCUCAACCAGGCAAAGAAGAAGGCCGACAUCCGCGUCCGGGAGCACCGAGCCAAACCCAUCGACCAUCUCGCCUUCAACCUCCGCUUCAUCGACACGGACCGCGAUAUCUUUGACGACCAUGAUUCCGAUGCCGAAAUCAGCAUUCUCGGUCCCGAAGCCGUCCUCCAAAGUCUUGGUGAGGCGCAGCUUAGGGAGCUCGACGAAGACAUCAGGUCCUACCACACUCUCGAGUGCAACAAGAAGAACAAGGAAUACUGGACAGCGCUGCUCGCCCUGUGCGCCGACCGCCGUCAGAAACUGAAGCCACAGGGUCCCGAGGGAAGAGCUGUGACCUCGGUGGCGUCGGAUGUGGACCGAAUCCUGAGUCCCAAGUCGCUGGCCCAGCUGGAGGCGCUCGAGAAGCAGAUCAGGGCCAAGCUGCAGUCCAACGAGCCCAUCGACACGGACUAUUGGGAACAGCUCCUCAAGAGUCUCUUGGUUUACAAGGCCAAGGCUACUCUCAAGAGCAUAUGCGAAGAAAUCAAGGCGGCCCGGGUUGGCCUGCUCAAGACCCGUGACCUGGAAAAGGCCAGGGAAUUAGAGGCUUCCGAUGGUUACGCGGGGGCCGCGCCGGCGUUGGGAUCGGCCGGUUCUUCCUCUAAGCCGGCAUCCAGACCAUCCGCAGCUGUGAUGGCCAGUGCCAGUGCCAGCGCCAGCGCCAGUGCUGGUUCAUCCAGUGCUCCACCCCCGGGAACUGCUCGCUUCGCUGUUGUCGGCACCGAAGACUUCUCUCAGGCGACCAAGGCCUUGUAUGACCGCGAGGUUGCAAAGGGGAUCAGCGAGGGCGAGGAGAUCUUCACGGCAGAGGAAGAGGUGCCAGGAGUCUCGAAGCCUCUCUGGGCGGACAAGUAUCGGCCGCGAAAGCCGCGCUACUUCAACCGCGUGCAGAUGGGAUACGAGUGGAACAAGUACAACCAGACACACUACGAUCACGACCACCCCCCUCCCAAGGUGGUUCAGGGCUACAAGUUCAACAUCUUCUACCCCGACCUCAUCGACAAGACCAAAGCACCGACAUUCAAGAUCAUCCGGGAGCACGGCCGUAGAAAGGGAGAGUCUCUAGCCCCCGCAGGGUCCGAAGACACCUGUCUCAUUCGUUUCAUCGCCGGCCCGCCCUACGAGGAUAUCGCCUUCCGCAUCGUCGACCGCGAAUGGGACUACAGCGCCAAGAAGGAGCGUGGCUUCAAGAGCAGCUUUGACAAGGGGAACGCUAUGCUGUGCCGCUUGUGGUGGUGGUGUGGUGUGAGGCGCGACCCAGGUCUCGACGGCCCAACUGGGUAA
Molecule: messenger RNA, 1868 nt
Organism: Podospora bellae-mahoneyi
Lineage: Eukaryota; Fungi; Ascomycota; Sordariomycetes; Sordariales; Podosporaceae
Exons: 2
Coding region: 255-1868 (537 amino acids)
Biological process (GO): mRNA cis splicing, via spliceosome
Cellular component (GO): cytoplasm; spliceosomal complex
Molecular function (GO): protein binding
Source: RefSeq, a predicted model, not a curated record